Durio zibethinus is the source of this 3409-nucleotide messenger RNA. It is a transcript of the gene SEOR1, whose product is annotated as sieve element occlusion amino-terminus protein. The record is from RefSeq and is a predicted model, not a curated record. Gene Ontology annotation, biological process: phloem development. Lineage: Eukaryota; Viridiplantae; Streptophyta; Magnoliopsida; Malvales; Malvaceae.
AAAAGAUAUGGAAUUUCUUCGGAGCAGUAAAGAUAAAGCCUGUUGAUGUUCGUGAAUAAAAAGGAAAUUCAAACCAUGACAUGAAUUCCUGUUCCAGAUAAUUCUUAGGUUUGCUCAGCUGUUAAAUCACAAUUUUGUUCAACUUACCUUAGAAAAAGCAAAGAAUCAAAUCUCUUACUUUUCUUCAUGUCACUCCUUGUUUGUUACAGGAGAAAAAAUUCUCAAUCAUAGUCACACGUAAAAAACAGAAUCAAGUAAGGAUGCAAAGCACAACACUUGCCUAUCAGCAUGUUUCUCGUUCCAUUUUUGUUUGACGGCCAAGAUUAUUUGAAGAUUUUGGUACUAAGUUCACCCUGGAGCUUAGGAAACUCAAGAACCUGGAUUUAAUGACCGCCCAUUUCCUAUCAGAGAGGCUUGAACUACAUUAAAAUCAAUCAACUAUGUUAAACACUGCGCAGCAAGGUCCCAGACAAGUACCGUAAUAAAGGGAGAGGGGGUGCGACAGGAGGACCACUUAAAGUAAUAGGCUUCUUGUUAACGAUCCAACAAUUUAAUUGGAUAUGAAGCAAGGAAGUUGAUUCAAGUCAGCUUUAUUCCAUUUGCGAUGGCUAUAAAUAGGUUUGUCUGAUGGCAACAAAUAUACAAGCCAUCUUCUCCCUCUUUCUGCAACCAAAACCCCAAGUUUUUAUCUUGCCUUUUUUUUUUCUGUAAUAUUCAAUGGAUCAGCAGAAGACAACCCCAGGGCUUUUUAAGCCAACAAUGAUCGGACCCCUCAACAAUCCCGCUGUUGCUGCUCAGGCACUCCUCCGUGACCCUGCUGCUCCUCAAGCACUCAUUAGCAAUCCUGCUGCUGCUGCUGCUCAGGCACUUCUCGACAACCGUGCUGCUACUAUUCAGCCACUCAAACCAGGUGUUGGUCAGCAGCUCAUUAGCCAUCCUGUUUCUGGUCAGCCACAAAUCAUUACUCCUGGUGCUAAUCAGGCAUUAAUCAGCAAACCUAGCACUACUCAGGCAAUGAUGAAGAGUCCCAGUGCUAGUCAAGCACUCAUCCGGGCUGACCGUGGGGGCAUGCUAAGCAUGUCAGAUGACAAUGCGAUGAUGAAGCAAAUUUGGGCAACCCAUGCGCCUGAUGGCCGAGAAGUUGAUGUUCGACCACUUCUCUAUCUGGUUGAGGACAUCCUCAAUCGUGCCACCCAGCAUGUUGAUUUCAUUGUCAAGGGUACUCUAGCUCAAAUUGAAAUGGAAGAAAAAGCCCAGCAAGCAAAUUAUAUAGCAAUGCUUGAAGCUCUUACAUAUACCAUUGAUCGAAUUGCAUGCGAGCUAUCAUACAAGGCUUUGGGAGGUUCAGAUGCACAUGCAACAACAACUGCAAUAUUCAAUUUGCUAUCAAGCUAUACAUGGGAUGCUAAGCUAGUGCUGUCCCUAUCAGCCUUUGCUUUGAACUAUGGAGAAUUCUGGCUUCUUGCUCAGAUUUACUCAACAAACCAACUUGCCAAGUCAAUGGCAAUCCUGAGGCAACUGCCAUCAAUCCUGGAGCACACAGCUCCUCUGAAACCCCGGUUUGAUGCACUCAACAAUUUGAUUCGGACAAUGAUGGAUGUGACUAGAUGUGUUGUUGAGUUUAAGGAGCUUCCAUCAAUGUACAUUUUACCAGACGUACCGGCAUUGGCCACUGCCUUGACCCAUAUCCCAACUGCUGUUUACUGGACCAUCAGGAGCAUGGUGGCGUGUGCAACUCAAAUUACCAACCUUACUAGCAUGGGUCAUGAGUUUGGAAUAUCAACUACAGAGUCGUGGGAGUUAUCCACCUUGGCUCACAAACUCAAGAACAUAUAUGAACAUCUAAAGCAGCAGCUGAACUUUUGCUACCAAUUUAUUGAGGAAAGGAAAGAUGUUGAAACUUACCAGUUGCUUCUGAAUCUAUUUGAUCCGAACGUGAUCCACAUUGACAAUAUGAAAAUUCUCAAGGCCUUGAUUUAUGCCAGGGAUGACAGAUUUCCCCUUCUUGACGGUGCUACAAAGAGACAGGUUGGCCUGGACGUGCUGAGAAGGAAAAAUGUGCUCUUGCUCAUUUCAAGCCUGGAAUUCUCCAAUGAUGAGCUUUCUAUCCUCGAGCAGAUAUAUAAUGAGUCCAGGGUCCAUCCAACAAGGCUAGAUAGUCAGUAUGAGGUUGUUUGGAUCCCAAUUGUGGACCGUACCAUCGUCCCAUUGACCGCUGAAACGCGAACCAAAUUUGAAAACCUACGAAGCACCAUGCCAUGGUACUCAGUGGAGGACCCUUUGCUCAUAGAGAAGCCAGUCAUCAGGUUCAUCAAGGAGGUUUGGCACUUCAGGACCAAGCCGAUCCUUGUGGUGCUAGACCCUCAAGGGAAGGUGGUUUCCCCUAAUGCAAUCCACAUGAUGUGGAUUUGGGGAAGCACUGCAUUCCCCUUCACUAGCUUGAGAGAAGAAGCUCUCUGGAGGGAAGAAACAUGGAGGCUUGAUCUACUGGUUGAUGGCAUUGACCCAAUGGUCCUCAAUUGGAUUAAAGAAGGUAAAUACAUUUUCUUGUAUGGAGGUGAUGAUGUUGAGUGGGUGAGAAGAUUUGCAACCGCAGCACGCAGUGUUGCAUCUGCAUCUCGCAUUUCUCUAGAAAUGGUCUAUGUGGGGAAAAGCACCAAAAGAGAGCAAGUCAGGAAAGUGACAGGAAUUAUCAAUUUGGAGAAGCUUAGCUAUGCCUGGCAAGAUAUGGCCAUGGUUUGGUUCUUCUGGACCAGGUUAGAGAGUAUGCUGUUUUCCAAGAUUCAAUUAGGCAGGGCUGAUGACCAGGAUCCAAUGAUGCAACAAAUCAAGAAGCUGCUUAGCUAUGACAGAGAAGGUGGAUGGGCAGUGCUUAGUAGAGGGUCUAAUAUAGUGGUGAAUGGCCAUUCCACCACAGUUUUGCCUGCUUUGGGUGGUUAUGAUGAAUGGAAAGUGAAUGUGGCGGAAAAAGGUUUUGAUUUGGCAUUCAAGGAGUACCAUGACAAGCUUCAUGAUGUUGCUCACCCUUGCUGCCGAUUCGAGUUCCCAACUACCACAAGGAUCCCGGAGAGCAUGAGGUGCCCUGAAUGCCACCGCCUCAUGGAGAAAUACACCACUUUCCUCUGCUGCCAUGAUGAGCAAGGCAUUCCAGGCUCACUGUUUUAAGCUGGAAGGCCUUCAUCACUGUCUUUCCUACUACUACAGCCACUAAAUAAUGAUGUCCUAUGGGGCUCAAAAUCUAAAUUUUUCUUAAAAAUUUUCACUUGGCCUGUCAAGGUUUGUGUUUGACAUGUAAGCCAACGGCCACUAUGUGACCAAAGUUGGCAACCUAUAAUUGUUAAAAAUAAAAUAAUCAUGUUUGAUUUCUACAUUGUUGUCAAGUAUAUGAUAUUAUAAAGAGCAAACUUUA